CUUAUAGGAAUUCUUGGACACAUCAGUAAAAGAGGCCUUUCCUUACUUACUGAAAGUCAUUCCACACCAAUAAGCAUUGCACAUUCUGACAUGAAGGUUCAUAUACUUCCUGCACUUUCUGAUAAUUACAUGUAUCUUGUUGUUGAUGAGGACACAAAAGAAGCUGCCAUUGUUGAUCCAGUAGAACCUAAAAAGGUAUAUUUUUAUUUGUUUCUGAACACCCUGAAGUUUAAACAAUUAAUUAAGAAAUUUCUUUCUCCUCAGUCAAACUACAUGAUCUCCAUUUUUGGACUGAUAGAUCAUUUAGGUCAUUGAUUAUAUGCACAGCAGCAGUAGUAACCAAAAAGAAGUUAUCAAAUGUGAACAGUGUAGACCGGCUUAUAACCAUUAUAAAUUAAUAUGAGUGAUUUGAAAACUUGAUUUGUUCAUAAUUUUUUAUUGUUAUUUAGCCAAAAGGCAUUCUGUCUCUUUAAGUAAUCAUUAUUUUGCUUAUAAAGACAUCUCAUAACUACACUGUAUAUUGAAUGACAUUUCUAUUAAAGAAUUGUUUUGAUGGCCCAAAAUACAGGAUGUAUGUCAAACAGAAAAAGGGAAUUAUGGCUGUGAUACUAGCUCUGACUAGCUUUGAAAGUUCUGAAAGUCACGACCCACAAUACUAUCAGAUGUAGCACCCUUCUGCUACCACUACUUUCAGAUAGCUACUUUCGAAGUGUCAUUACUUUUGGAUGGCUAAAACAUGUACUCCACAUGGACACUUCAAAAAAUAAAAUUGCAAAAAAUGUGAAAGGAAUACUUUUUGAAAAAAGGUAACGUAUUUUAAGAGUUAUGAAUAGGAACGUCAAAUAAUCAUUAUUAGCAAACCUCGGAUCAGUGUGGCAUUUGUUCUGGAUAUCUAUCAUAUCCAUUAUUUUUCUCAAAAAAGGGAAAUUAGUUUUGAGGUCUCUACUUUGGAGGGUCAUUUCGUGGAGAUCCCUACUUUCAGGAUUUGCUAACACCUGCGACAUUUCAUUGCUGCUUUUGGAGGUUCGCUACUUUUGAGGGGUCGUUAAUUUUGGAACUUUACUGUAAUAUUCCCUUCCCUGGGCAUUCUUCCUGAUUUUUUUCAUUCCCUUGAAGUUUUUUGCAUGAAGCCCUUUCAUUGAUGAUAGAACUCAGGUUUCUCAUUGCCUUCUCUUUAAAAAAAAAGUGGAUUACUAAUUCUGACACAGUUUUUUAUAGGUCAUUGCAGCUGUUAAGAAAGAAGGAGUUAAACUUACAACAGUAUUGACCACCCAUCAUCAUUGGUAAGUGCUAACAUCCUAUAUGGCAUUGUAUUGUUAUAACUAGCUUUCCAUACAGACAUUCUAUUCUGCAAUGAGCCGAAAGAACACUUGCAUGGGAGUCAGCACCGAUUAGUAUCCCAUUAAUGUUCACUUGAAAACUGAGUGGUAGUUUUUUGGUGUUGUGGACAUUUGCAAUCACCAAUAAUUUGAUAUACAGUUGAACCUCUCUACAACGGCCACCUUGGGGACAGAACGAAAGUAGCCAUUGUAGAGAAGUUGAAGCAAGAGUGAAUGUAUGGACUGUCCACCGAAAAAAUGGCCAUUGUAGAGAGGUGGCCUUUACAGGGCUGUCAACUCUCCCAGAUAAUCCAGGAGACUCCAGAUUUUGGACCGUAUCUCCCAGACUCAAGAUUAGAGUCUGAAAUAUUAAUCUCAAGGAUAAUCACCGAAGUUUGCCAUUUCUUGUAGACUUGACUUUCCUUAAAUAAAAUUUCAAAUACUUUGCGUUGUUUGAGCUAUUUAACUGUUUAUACCACUACUUGAGAAAUUUCUGCAAUUUGAUUGGCUUAGAGCAGUGGUAUUUCAGCUAAAUUUGAAAUACCUACAUGUGAAAAUUACAAACCUUUUGCGAGUGUGGUAUAAACAAUUAAUAGCAUGAUCUGUACGUGAUAUUUGGCAUAAAUACCACUAGUGAUAUUUGUUUUAAAAGAGUUUAAAGUGAGCGGAUUGCCGAGCACUUUAAUGCAUAUUGUUAAAGCUUUAUAGUGAGCACCAUAAAUACGGUUUAUAGUGAUGUUUAGUACGAUAAUGGAUAUGAUUCAUCAAACGUUUUCUCAAAAGACUCUGGUAUGCCAUUGUAAUAUAAGCAAUAAUGUGAUUGGUGGGAAGUAAACCAAUCAGGUCAAAUGUUACAAUGCCAACAACCUCUCUUUUGCACGUUUUGUGUCAUCGCAAAUUCGUAAUGAUCGGAGUCAACAAGUAUUUUUUUGCAUAAACGAUGUCAUGUGCUGAACAUUAUGACGUCAUCUAUCAUCCCUUCCCUAUCAAUUCUCAAUAUUUAAAGACAUGGGGUGUUGACAGUUCUGCCUUUAGUGGAGGUUCGACUGUAAUGCUAAAGAUAGUAAAGACACAGAACAAUACUCAUACCACAAUACCAAAGUGAACCAACAAUGGAUUCCCCAACAUCAAGAAACCCCACACUGAGUUCAACGGGUACAGAUAUUAUUUCUCAACAGUAAGUCAUCAUAAUUUUAUAUCUUCAACUCCAGCUCAAAUUUGAUUCAAACACAAGGACUGUACACGCAUGCACAGUGCAAGCGAUAACAUAUUUGUGCUGAUGAAAACAUGUUUCUCAUGAUGAAAAGUGACCUAGUCACCAUGCACUGACUUAGGUGAAGUUGCUUUUCUUUGUUGUGCCCACUGACAUCAAAAAAGAUGGUGAAUAUUAAUUUUCUAAAAUGGCCUUUAUGGUUUUUGGUUGAUGAUGUUGGAUUCCUCUCCAUUCAGUAUUUCCUACUUUGAUCUCAAGAAUAAAGUUCUUUUGGCUUUAUAAUAAAUCCUUUACUGGCUGGAUAUUCACCUUGUUCUUAUCUCUUGUUUUGUAUUUCUAUUUAUCUUGACUUUGGCCAACAUCCAGCUCGCCAUCUUGACCUUAUGCUUGGUCUCUAACACAUACCUAUUUUAGUUGUUAUGAAAGUGUUAAUUUUUUCCCUAAUGUUUAAUGUGUGUAGGGAUCAUGCAGGUGGUAAUGAGGAGCUAGCUGGGCUUGUGAAGGGACUGACGGUGUGUGGUGGUGAUGAUAGAAUUGGGGCACUUAACCAGAAAGUUGGUCAUGGAGACCAGUUGAAGGUACGGUUACUUUCCUUCUCCAAUGAUACAUUCCUCUAGUAGGAUGCACCUGUGGAACUGUUUCUUGUCAGGCCCAUGUAGAAAACAUACUUCCACAUUAAAAUUGCUUGCAGUUGGAGUUUCAUUAGACGCUGGGACCCGGUUACCGGCACAAGUGUUUUCUAAUCACAGUACCCCAUUAUAAGUGGAAAAGCUGACUCUUAAACCACUUUUCCAACUCGCCCCACUUCCUCCACCAUGGGCAGCAAGCAGUUUAACCUUUUGACUCUGCUUAUCUAGUUUUUUAGUCAUGGUAUAAUGUCAAGUCAAUGUAACGUUUUAUUCUAUGAACAAACUUCUCUAAGGGGGAUCAGCCAGGGUUUGGGGGUUUACAGUGUUUUUAAUACACAAGUGGUUUAACAGUGUUCUUACCACAUUGUGGCAUUGCCACCCUUUUUCGGGAAAUGCUGCACUAUAAUUAGCCCAGGGGGUUCCAAGGGUGCAAAGAAGGAAAACAAAAACAAAACAAAAAUUGUGACCCACUUUUCUCCCUCAUGACCCCCUUUUACCCUUUUACCCUACGUGUAUGAAAUCCUUGUCAGAACACUGUUUUUUUAGUGAUUAUAACAGUAGUCUUAUCUCAGUUUUUGCACAAAAGUAGAAUUGUUGGACACCUGGAUUGUUUCAGAGAUUUUGAGCUCCCUCUCUUUUUUAGGGGCAGAUGGUGGGGGGGAGGAGUUGGGGUUUGCAGAGGGUCAGGGCAGAUUCAUUAUUAUUAUCAUUUAAUUAUUAUUUAUUAAGUUCCUGACUCGUGAUCAGUAAGUCUUAACCUACCUUAAAGUAGUAGGUAUUCAUUUUUUUCUAAUUAAGUAGACGUGACUUAACUCAAUGUCUCUUGGUAACUUCCCUUUAAGAUUGGAAAUCUUAAUGUCAAGUGUUUAUUCACUCCAUGCCAUACAAGUGGUCAUAUUUGCUAUGUGGUUAAUGGGAAACCAAAUGCUGUGUUCACUGGUAAGCCUAGAUAUUUUCAUUUAUCCCAAAAAGGAUUUUCCUUGCUUGAAUACCUAUAGUUGCAAAUGAGAUAUUUAUGUCCCGAAAUGCACACUUUAGGAUGGAAAUUUAACAUUCUCCAGGCAAUGUGGGGAAACAUCUUGAAAAUUAUCUUUUUUCCUUCCUAUUCUUGGAAAACUCCACAUUCAUCCACCUAAUUAUAGUUGUGGAUGAAUGUGGCAAAGACUAGAAUUUGUUGAAGACAUGACGACUUGUUACCUUUGUUUAAAAUCCUGGGUACAGAACUCAGUUCCCUUAAAUUUGUAGACAACUGUUAUCAGGUGACUUGUAAUACAUAGAGUUUUCUCUACAGACACUACCCUUUUACCUUUCAGGUGACACUCUAUUUGUUGCUGGGUGUGGUAAAUUUUUUGAAGGUCGUCCACCUGAAAUGUACAAAGCUCUGAUUGAAAUCCUAGGAAAAUUGCCACAAGAUACUGUAAGUAUACCAUUAGGAACCUUAAGAUGCAUGCUAUCUGCCCAUGUGUACAGUGUACAUGUAGAGGAUCAUGUUUGCCACAUAGUUGCAUAAAAGGUGACCAUAACAUCCCAGAUGUAUUAAUAUGGCAUUAUCAUUCUAAACUGGUAGCCUAGCCAAUUUUUGUAGGUAACUGUUGGUCUAACCUUAAAAACAGCUAAGGGUAAUUCACCUGUACCCAUACAAGGAAAUGGUGUUAAUAUAUAUGCAGAGCAGAUCAUCACAGUUUUACGCCUGAGUCGCAUAUGGAGGCUGGGUGCCUAGGAACCUGGGGGCUGGAGCUGCCGACCCCUAACCCAGGUGGCAAGAACAGCCCAAAUUCCUGCCCUACCUGCAACCUAGCCACGAGCCUCACUCGUCACAAGUAAAUUUCUGUGACUUUUUGAUCAAGGAAAAGGAACUUUAGUUCGAGUCAGCAGUGAAUUUGAGUUAUCCGAGUUUGACUUAACCAAGUAAAAAUGACUGGAAAGUGGGGUGAAAUCCAAGGGAAAUUGGACUUAGUUCGAGUUGGCGGAGAGUUCGAGUUAUUAGGCUUCUUAUCAUAGCAGUCUCCUUGGUUAACUGACUUACAGUAUGCUUUAUUUUUAUUUUGAGGAAACAUUUAGCAAAACAACUAAUGGUAGCUAUGUAUUUUGGCUCUUUGGCAGCUUGUUUAUUGUGGUCAUGAGUACACUGAAAACAAUCUGAAGUAUGCAGUUCAUGUUGAACCAGAUAAUGCUGAAAUUCACAAAGCAAUUGAGUGGGCAAAGGUAAGAUAUGCCUCUAGUCUCUAAAUCAUAAUAAGUGGACAUACUAAAUUUAACUAACUAAACAGAAUUCUGGGGUUUGCAAAUGUAUUUUGCAGAACAAACGGAAAUCAAAUGUGCCAACAGUACCAUCUACCAUUGGAGAUGAGUUUAAGUUUAAUCCUUUCAUGAGAGUCCAGUAA
Porites evermanni is the source of this 5545-nucleotide messenger RNA. NCBI's taxonomy places the organism in Eukaryota, Metazoa, Cnidaria, Anthozoa, Scleractinia, Poritidae. The record is from the annotation of a GenBank genome assembly.